Messenger RNA from Dendronephthya gigantea, 2552 nucleotides. RefSeq names its product serine/threonine-protein kinase TNNI3K-like. The transcript is spliced from 3 exons. Gene Ontology annotation, biological process: protein phosphorylation. NCBI's taxonomy places the organism in Eukaryota, Metazoa, Cnidaria, Anthozoa, Malacalcyonacea, Nephtheidae. Gene Ontology annotation, molecular function: ATP binding; protein binding; protein kinase activity. The coding region runs from base 119 to 2164 and encodes 681 amino acids. The record is from RefSeq and is a predicted model, not a curated record.
UAGUUGAUUUUGAUGACAAAGAUUUUUAUUCGAUAUAUUUGUUUCAUUUUCAAUGCUGUAUCGACGCUCUUUAUUAUGAUGUAGAACAUAAACCAUUGAACUGAUUGAAGAAAUUUCCAUGGAGCACAAAGCAAGUGGAAGUACAAGUGUCUGCGAAUAUGGUUCGAAACAUUUUCGAGACGAUGAAAUAACUUCUCAGAGUCCAAUGCAGUCUACAUCAUUAACAAUUGUGAAGUUUUUGGUUGAAUAUUGUGCUGCUGACUUAAGUUGUAAAGAUGAGUUGGGCAGAACUGCUUUACAUCAUGCUGUUCAUGUUGGUGAAAAAGACAUUAUGAAAUAUUUUGUUGAACAAUGUGGCGCUGAUGUAAAUGACAAGGAUAAAAGAGGGAGGACAGCGCUGAACUAUGCUGUUACUAAAGGUGCUCUAGAAAUGGUAAAAUAUAUUGUUGAACAUGGCGCUGAUGUAAAUGACAAGGAUAAAAGAGGGUGGACAGCGCUGAACGAUGCUGUUACUAUAGGUGCUCUAGAAAUGGUAAAAUAUCUUGUUGAACAUGGCGCUGAUGUUAAUGACAAGGAUACAUACGGAUGGACAGUGCUUCACUAUGCUCUUAUUAAAGGUACGGUAGAAAUAGUGAAAUAUCUUGUUGAACAUGGCGCUGAUGUAAAUGGCAAGGAUACAUACGGAUGGACAGUGCUUCGCUAUGCUGUUACUAAAGGUACGCUAGAAAUUGUGAAAUAUCUUGUUGAAAAGGGCGCUGAUGUAAAUAGCAAGGAUACUUACGGGCGGACAGUGCUGCAAACUGCUGUUAAAAAAGGUUCGCUAGAAAUAGUUAAAUAUCUCGUUGAACAUGCUGCUGAUGUAAAUGGAAAGGAUAAUCACGGGUCAACGGUGUUGCACUAUGCUGUUACUAAAGGUUUACUAGAAAUAGUAAAAUAUCUUGUUGAACACGGCGCUGAUGUGAAUGGCAAGAAUACUGACGGAAUGACAGUGCUGCACACUGCUGUUACUCAAGGUAGGCUAGAAAUAGUAAAAUGUCUUGUUAAACAUGGUGCUGACGUAACUCUUAGAAGUGAACGUAGCGUUCACACUCUUGGCAAUGACAUCCUGAAGAUGGCUGUUGUAAAAAAUUCAGUUGCUUUGGUCAAUCUUCUGCUGGAAAAGAACAUCGCUGUGUGGAGAGCUGGAACAUUGUUUGUUGAAGGAAGACAAAUGAGUCUUCUUGAAUGGAGUAUUUACCUUGGUCAUGAUGAAAUUACAACUAUCCUCAAAAGGUCCGUAAAUCAUCGUGAGAAGAUUCAGAUGUUGAAAACAAUGAAUUGCAACAAGUUAGAAGAGACUGAAACACCAAUGCAGGCUUUUGUCGCAAAGAAUCAAUUCAAAAUUGGCGAUGGUGGUUUUUCUUGUGUCUAUGUUGGUCUCAUGAAGGAUGGAAGUGAAGUUGCUGUUAAGAGAAUUUUGGUACAAAGUGAGGAUGAAACAGUUGAAAAUGAAAAGGAAAUCAUGAGUCUCAUUGAAACAAACUCUCCAUUUAUAGUGAAAUAUCGACAUUUUCACCGUGACGAUACCUUCAUGUAUCUUAUUGUUGAUCUUUGCGAAGAAACCUUGAGGGAACUUGUUCGUGCAUGCAGUAUUGAACAUCUACAAGAGCAUGGUCCACGAAUGAUUAGGGAAAUUCUAUCAGGACUUGAAUUUCUUCAUUGUAAAGGAAUAUUGCACAGAGAUCUAAAACCAUCAAACGUCCUGGUUGAUAUCGAAGGUCGCAUGAAAUUGGCAGACUUUGGAAUAAGCCGCGUUCUAAAUGAAGAUGAAACGACAGUUGCAACGGAUGCUAAAGGUACUCGCGGAUGGAUGCCACCGGAAGUAAUUGAGGCAAUAGUUAAGAAAGAAAAGGGUCGUUUCAAAAAAAAAUCAGAUGUCCAUGUCGCGGGUAUGAUUGCUUUUUACGUGUUAAGCAAAGGUGAACAUCCUUUUGGAUCUGAAUUAGAUCGAAUGAAAAAUAUUUUAGAAGAUAAUCCUGUCAAUCUGGAGAAACUUGGUGACCGCGAAGCUCGUAGGUUUGUAUCGUGGAUGAUAAAUUACAAGAUUGAUGAUAGACCUGAUGCUGACGAAGCAUUGAGAGAUUCCUUAUUUAUCAACACCACAAGGAACACAGCGAACAAUUAGACCAUCAACCACGACGUUUGUUUUAGAUUAUGAAUCCUUCUUAGCCCAACUUUGUCCAUGAAGGACGACAAAAAUUCGAGUGCGACAGAACUUGUAGUAUCUGGUGACAUUGUAGAGCAAUGCUGAACGCGACCGCCGUGGAUUUGUAUUUCGUAGAACGUCGGCAGCAACUUUGAUGGUCGGUAGCAUCAUUUACAGCUUCGGAAGUCGCCGUGUAUUUCGCGGCACUUUCCGAAUCCUUUUGUCAAAAAUCGAUAACACGUUGAAUACUGUUGUUUAAUGUAUUUUAAUAAUUUGCGAGGAUGUUUUAUCGAGGUGAUUCUUAAUCCUAUGCCAAUCAGGGUGACAAUAGUUUAGCAGAAUGCGCUGUAGUUCUUAUUAAUAAAUU